CGGGCACUUUCAACUACGGUCACAGACGUUGUCGUGAACUUUGCCGGUGUUAAACUACCCUGGACCCCAGGCCGUUAACUCUGUUAUAGCAUCAGAGUAUGGGCAGUGUGUUGGCUGCCGCCUCCCCCAAUCCAGCUCCAGCUGGAGGUGGUCAAGGGGUCCCAGGCUUGGUGUCGGUCCCUCCAGGGUUCACUAUGCCCUCAGUGUCUUCCGUCCCCCCAACACCUGGAUCUGGCCAGCAGACAUCAGAUGCAGAUUCCCCACUCCCAAACCCAGGCACAUAUGAGGAGUGCCACCGCAAAUGUAAAGAGGUGUUUCCUUUGCAGAUGGAAGGGGUGCGGUUAGUGGUCAACAAGGGUCUGAGUAACCACUUUCAGGUCAGCCAUACGAUUACUCUCAGUACCCAGGGUGAUUCUGGUUAUCGAUUUGGUGCCACCUACGUAGGCAGUAAACAGACUGGACCAGCAGAGUCAUUCCCAGUCAUGGUUGGAGAUAUGGACAAUACUGGCAGUCUGAAUGCCCAGGUCAUCCACCAGCUCACAACUGCUGUUCGCUCCAAAAUAGCCAUUCAGACUCAGCAGAACAAGUUUGUGAAUUGGCAGUGUGACAUGGAGUACCGUGGUGAAGACUUCACCUCUGCUGUGACGCUUGGAAAUCCAGAUGUACUUGUUGGAUCUGGCAUUUUGGUGGCCCACUAUCUCCAGUCUAUCACACCAGCGCUGGCUCUUGGUGGUGAGCUAGUGUACCACAGGAGACCAGGGGAGGAAGGAACUGUCACCUCCCUCUUGGGCAGAUACACAGGUAACAACUACGUCGCCACACUGACUUUGGGAGGUGCAGGGGCUCAUGCUACAUACUAUCACAAAGCCAAUGAUCAGUUGCAGAUAGGAGUUGAAUUUGAAGCUAGCACAAGGAUGCAAGACACCACAACAUCCUUUGGUUACCAGCUGGACCUUCCCAAAGCAAACCUGCUCUUUAAAGGUACCAUUGACAGUAAUUGGGUGGUAGGGGCAACCCUUGAAAAGAAACUGUUGCCACUGCCUCUCACGCUGGCCCUAGGGGCUUUCCUCAACCAUCGUAAGAACAAGUUCCAGUGUGGCUUCGGUGUCACUAUUGGCUAGAAAUGCUCUGUCUGCCUGGAGCCAGCUCACAGGACACAGCUUGGACCAGCACAGAGAUACACAGGAACCUGGACUAAGUUUUAGAAAUUGGAUUCAGAGACUCUCUUACACCUGUGAUUUCUGGGGCAAACAGAGAGACAAAGACAACUACCAAGGAGCCAGGACUGGCCAAGCCAUGCCUACAUACUGUAGCACAAAUGUCUUUCCUUUAUGGUGUAUUGGAAUAUACCCAGAGGCUAGAGAGAUGUACAUCAGAGGGCAUCAGGUGAUGCAUGAGAACAUGUGAUGUGAAAAUCAAAGUAAGUGGUUAGACAUAUAAUAUAUGGUGAUCAUGUAUGAUGGAUUAAAAUAAAU
Toxotes jaculatrix (banded archerfish) is the source of this 1475-nucleotide messenger RNA. RefSeq names its product translocase of outer mitochondrial membrane 40 homolog (yeast) (gene tomm40). Gene Ontology annotation, cellular component: mitochondrial outer membrane translocase complex; mitochondrial outer membrane. Lineage: Eukaryota; Metazoa; Chordata; Actinopteri; Toxotidae. Gene Ontology annotation, molecular function: transmembrane protein transporter activity. Gene Ontology annotation, biological process: protein import into mitochondrial matrix. Bases 99 to 1121 code for a protein of 340 amino acids. The transcript has 9 exons. The record is from RefSeq and is a predicted model, not a curated record.